GCAGCACAAACCAGACCUUCCAUGCUCAUGGGAUGAGAGAGAAGGAGGGGCAGGGUUAGAGAGAGAAAGGGUUUUUUUGGGGUUUAAGAAGAAGAAGAAGCAGCAGCAGCAGCAAUAGGUCUACCAACUGGUAGUUUGGGAUUGAGCCUCUUAACCAAACACGCCCUUACCGAUCAAGAACAAUAUCAAGAACAAGAUCAAGAACAAGAACAAGAACACCAAGAACAAGAACAAGAACAGCUAGGCAUUUGAUUUCUUUCAGGUGGGUUUCUAGAAAAGCAGCCGUAGCCACAAAAGGGGAGGGCUCUUUUCUUUUUGGGAGUGCAAGAAAAAGAAGAGAAGGAGAAAUAAAGAGGAAAUUAAAGGCAUCGUUUAGAGAGACCGAAAGAAACCAAAGGAAAUAGAAAUUGGGUUUUACUCUCACGUGGGAAUUUGAUGCAAAUUUUAGAUAAGAAUCGUAUGGUUUUAAAUUAUUUCUUUAAGAUCCUUUGAUUUCUUUGUGUUUUAUUGUGUAUAGUUCCUUCUUGUUCUGUUUAUCUUUCUGGGGUUUGCAGAAAUUCCCAUGAACACUUAGAUUUAGUGUUGUGUUGGUAUUUGGGAUUCUUGGGUUCCGCCGAUCGGGUGCUGUUUUCCACCUUUUUGGUUCCCUCCGACACCCACAGCCGUCUCGGAUUUCAGGGUGACAGCGUAGAAGCAGAAGAAUUCUGAAUUGAGAGGAAAAAUCUAUGGCUACUUACUACUCGAGUUCGAAUAACGAAAGGGAUACUACUCCAAUCCUCUAUUCAAGGGGAGCUUUGCUCGGUUCGUAUGAAGAAACAGCAGUUCUUCCACGGAAUAUGAUGAUGAAUGCAAAUUCUGGGACGUUCAUGGAUUCAUUGUCUUCACAGGCGCAAAAUGGUUGUAGUUCAAUAACGCCCGUUGGAGCGGUUGGAGCUGCUCAACAGCAGCAGGAGUUCUUAUCGAAUCUUGGUGGUUCGCGAAUUUCUGACCAUGAUUUCAAUACAUGGAGAGAGGAUCGGAGUGAAAUGCUUGGUACGAAUUCGAUGUGUGUUUCGACCAAUGUUGUUCGUGGUGGGCAGAAUUUGCAGGGUCAGGGGUUGUCCCUUACUCUGAGUACACAAAUCCCAUCUGGAAUCCAAAUGGCUUCAAUCCCCUACAGAGACUCGGAUGUCGGUUUAGCUUCAUUCCUGAGGCCUAAUCCGACUAGCUCGGGUGAGGAUAGCUGCAGAAAUGGCGCUUCUCGAGAUGAACAAUUGAGAAAUGGAGAAAACUUGGCCAAGGGUGAAUUAGCUCCUUACAGCAUGUCUAGUAUUGCAAGAACUAUGCCUAAUUCAAAGUACCUUAAGGCAGCACAGCAACUGCUUGAUGAAGUUGUUAAUGUCAGGAAAGCUUUGAAGCGACCGAAUAAUGAGAGAGACCCGAGUUCUCACGAGCAUGAAACUGGAACUGCCGAGAAUGGCGAUGCAGGAACUAAAAACGACACGUCGAUGCAAACUGCAAGUGGAGUGUCUUCAAAACCUCAAGAAACUGGGAGCAAUUCAACAUGUGAGCUCUCACAUACUGAAAAGCAAGAUUUGCAGAACAAGUUGACAAAGCUUUUAUACAUGUUGGAUGAGGUUGAUAGAAGGUACAAUCAGUAUUAUCAUCAGAUGCAGAUAGUAGUAUCAUCAUUUGAUGUGAUUGCUGGAUGUGGGGCAUCUAAGCCAUAUACUGCACUUGCACUCCAGACUAUAUCCCGUCAUUUUCGGUGCUUGCGGGAUGCCAUAGCUGGUCAAGUCAGAGCUACUCGUAAAAGCCUAGGAGAGCACGAGAAUUCUGGAAACGACAAAGGAGUUGGAAUCACUCGUCUUCGAUACGUGGACCAGCAGUUAAGGCAACAGAGAGCUCUUCAGCAGCUUGGCAUGAUACAGCAGCAUGCAUGGAGGCCUCAAAGAGGGUUGCCUGAGAACUCUGUUUCGAUUCUCCGUGCUUGGCUGUUCGAGCAUUUCCUUCAUCCGUAUCCAAAGGAUUCUGAUAAGAUCAUGCUUGCGAGGCAGACGGGUUUGACUAGAAGUCAGGUCUCUAAUUGGUUUAUCAAUGCGCGUGUACGUCUUUGGAAACCUAUGGUAGAGGAGAUGUACAAGGAAGAAAUAGGCAGUGUGGACAUGGACUCUAUAUCAUCAUCUGAAAAUGCUAGCAAGGGAACAAAAGGAGAUAACAAGACCUUCGAGGAUGAUAAAGAGGAGGAUCUGCAACAAAGUGCAAGUUCAACAGCGACCGAAAGAUGUAGCACUGGAGAUAUUGUCGACUUAAAAUCAGACCAAGUCUCUAAUCUCGCAAACUCGGGUUCCAACAGACUAGCUAGUUUCCAAAAUGGUGCUCACAUCGAAGCCGAAAACGAGCUGAUAAAGCCGAAUGAGGAGCUAAGGUCUAAUGUAAAUAACUCUAAUUUCUUUCCUGAUGCAAUUGUCCAGUCUCAGGGAGAGAGUGACAGGUUUAUGGCUGCUGCUGCUGCCGCCUAUCACAUGUCUGAAUUGGGAAGGUUCGGGACGGUUGGCGGGGUAUCACUUACGCUGGGUUUGCAGCAUUGUGAGGGUGGUGGUGGCAUACCUAUGCCUGCUGGGACACACCAUGGUUUUGCAGCCAUGAGAGGAGACGAUAUGUACAACGCUGCUUCUGCAGCGUCUUCUCUCGGGGAAACGGUGCAUUUCGAAUGCGUAAAUGCUGCUGGGAAUCCGCAACUGAGGUUCGGCCCUUCCCAUCUUUAUCACGAUUUUGUUGUGUAAAAGUUAAACUGUACAAGAUUUGCUUAUCAGAAUCAUAUACUAAAUGAUAUGAACACCAUUGGGAGGAGCAAAGGAACAUGGAUUCUUCUUGUCUGGUUUCUUGUCCUCCAUAUAUAUAUAUAUAUAUAUAUUUGUAAUAUAUCAUGUAGUUGAUUGGAAGGUUAGCUGUAUUGUUCUUCUCUGGUUGGUUUA
This is a messenger RNA of Cucurbita moschata (crookneck pumpkin), 2957 nucleotides long. RefSeq names its product BEL1-like homeodomain protein 7. The transcript has 5 exons. Lineage: Eukaryota; Viridiplantae; Streptophyta; Magnoliopsida; Cucurbitales; Cucurbitaceae. The coding region runs from base 726 to 2765 and encodes 679 amino acids. Gene Ontology annotation, biological process: regulation of transcription by RNA polymerase II. Gene Ontology annotation, molecular function: RNA polymerase II cis-regulatory region sequence-specific DNA binding; DNA-binding transcription factor activity, RNA polymerase II-specific. The record is from RefSeq and is a predicted model, not a curated record.